CCUUCCCUCGCCGACAUGGAGCCGGGAGGAGCCCCGCCCGGCCGCCUGCCCACCAAGCGCCGCCCGCCCGGCCCCUCGCCGCCCCAGCCCGGCCCCUCGGCCCCCAGCCCGGCCCUCCGGCCCGACCCCACGCGGCUCUUCGAGGACACCAGCGCCGGCGCCGCCUUCCUGGCCCAGCCCGUCUCCAGCUUCGCCGCCGCCUACGGGAGCAGCCUGGCCAGCCAGGGCAAGGAGAUCGUGGGCAGGAACAUUGACCGCUUUGUCCCCGUGACCAAGCUGAAGUACUACUUUGCUGUGGACACCGUCUAUGUGGGCAGGAAGCUGGGGCUGCUCCUCUUCCCCUUCCUGCACCAGGACUGGCAGGUGCAGUACCAGCAGGACACCCCCGUGGCCCCCCGCUUUGACGUCAACGCUCCCGACCUCUACAUUCCAGUCAUGGCGUUCAUCACCUACAUCCUGGUGGCAGGGCUGGCGCUGGGGACCCAGAACAGAUUCUCCCCCGACCUGCUGGGCUUGCAGGCGAGCUCAGCCCUGGCCUGGCUCAUUGUCGAGGUGCUGGCCAUUCUCCUCAGCCUCUACCUGGUCACCGUCAACACGGACCUCUCCACCAUUGACCUGGUGGCCUUCUCAGGGUACAAGUACGUUGGGAUGAUUGUCGGCCUCCUGGCUGGGCUGCUCUUUGGGAAGACGGGUUAUUACCUGCUGCUGAGCUGGUGCUGCGUCACAAUCUUUGUCUUCAUGAUCAGGACCCUGCGCCUGAAGAUCCUGUCGGAGGCAGCGGCCGAGGGGGUGCUGGUGCGGGGAGCCAAGAACCAGCUGCGCAUGUACCUGACCAUGGCUGUGGCCGGCCUGCAGCCGCUCAUCAUGUACUGGCUCACCUUCCACCUCAUCUACUGACGGACGGGUCUGCCAAGGGGGCAGGGCAGGGGUCCUCACUCCUGGUGGGGGGUCUGUGUGGCAGGCUGGACACAGACCACUGUGGCUCUGGCUUUAGUGACCUCGGGGUGGGUGGAUGUUGUCAGGGGUGGGUGGGCAGCAGGAGCCUGUUUGUAGAUGGGGGGGGAGGCUCCGCUCAGUUCCCUCUGCUUGGGGGGCCGCAUCCUUUUCCCACCCCCCCUUUGCAUGCCAGAGCCCUUGUGAUCACUGCACACCACUGGAGAGCGCAUGGCGUUCUCCACCCGUGCGCCAGGUUUUGCUGCUUGCGAGCAACUCAGUAUUACUACGGGGGGCAGGGGGAGGCUGCCGGGGGGGGUCAUGGAGCAGCUGCCCCCCCCAGCCCACAAGCUGCUUGCUUCUCUGUUCAACUUCACAGCCUUUGGUGCUGUACACACAACACCAGCCCAAUAAAGAAUGAAACCUGCA
Molecule: messenger RNA, 1362 nt
Organism: Podarcis muralis (Common wall lizard)
Lineage: Eukaryota; Metazoa; Chordata; Lepidosauria; Squamata; Lacertidae
Gene: YIF1B
Product: Yip1 interacting factor homolog B, membrane trafficking protein
Biological process (GO): endoplasmic reticulum to Golgi vesicle-mediated transport
Cellular component (GO): COPII-coated ER to Golgi transport vesicle; endoplasmic reticulum membrane; Golgi membrane
Source: RefSeq, a predicted model, not a curated record